AGUGGCAUAGUUUUACGCGACCUUCGCGCUCCUGACAUGAUCAAUCUACAUCAGCUUUAGGCGCUUUAUACAAAUGCGUUUCCUGCUACUUUUUUUCUCAGUCCAAAAUCCUAAUAUGAGUUGGACUUUGUCAUCGCGACGUAGUUUUAACUCGAUCUAAAACGAACUUUGCCUCGAGGCACGACUUCAAAAAAUGACCUUUCCCUCCUGGUCCUUUGAGCCGCUGUUUGCUGCGGUGCGAAAAGUCCGGGGCCAGAACCACGACAGGCAGCACGGUAGUUUUGAAGGCACAAACCGAGUCCACAGUCCCCGGACACCUUCUUUCGCCAGCAACUACUUUUUUUUCCAGGAGAAAGACGCUGAGAACAACAACCUCGAAGCCUCGUCUGAACAUGCAGAUGCUCUCGGGGGCAGCAGCCGGACAGCGCCGGUUACAUCGUCACGGCUCCUGCGGAAAAGUCGUUUUUGCUUUCGCCCACACCUAUGCGCUUCGAACUCCGUUUUCUGUGAGGCCCAGAGGAGCAAAGCGGUGGGGAUAGACCUCGGGACCACGUUCUCCUGUGUUGGGUACUGGGAUGGGGAGCAGGUACUAGAUAUCUGUCGUGCGACGUCUUCUAAGAAGCCUGGUUGUAGCGCGUAUCGCCCAACAGAAGUUGAUGCAGCUUAGAUGUGGUAUGCACGACGUACAUCAGUUUCGUUUCCGGAGUGAAAUCCUGGAGGCGCUCAUUUUUGUUGCAAAUGGUGCAAAUAACGAAAGCCGGACGAAAAAAAAAUGAUCAAGAACUCUCCCAUUCUUUCUAUCUUUCUCAGGUCCAAAUCUGCACCAACAGCGAGGGCAACCGCACCACCCCGAGUUUCGUUUCUUUCGGGGAUGAGCGGCUGAUUGGUGAUGCGGCGAAGAACCAGGCUUCCCGCAACCCGCUGAACACGGUGUACGAUGCGAAAAGGCUCCUCGGCCGAAAAUUCACCGACCCCGAGAUUACCGCGGACCAGAAGCUCUGGUCCUUCAAGGUCGUUCCAGACCCGAAGACCAACGACUGUUUGAUCCAGGUGACGCACUUGAAGCAAAACAAGCAGUUUCGUCCCGAGGAGAUUUCCUCGAUGGUGUUGUCUAAAAUGAAGCAAGUCGCCGAAGAGGCGACGGACGCAAAGGUAACGCAAGCCGUGAUCACCGUCCCAGCCUACUUUUCCGACGCGCAGCGGCAGGCGACGAAGACCGCGGGGAAGAUUGCGGGGCUGGAAGUCCUCCGGAUCAUCAACGAGCCGACGGCCGCGGCCUUGGCGUACGGGUUGGUAUGGAUUGCAAAUAUCAACAUAACCGUGUCGGAAAAGAGAAACUUCUAACCUUGAACCCUGGAUGAUUGACCCAACAUUUCUUCCAAGUGAUACCAGGCAUAACAUCUACAUCAAGUUUGUAUCGUACAUUCUCGUAGUACGUGUCACGAAUUUCAAACUUGACAAACAAGUACGACUUCGUUUGCUCCUGCUGGUCAUGCAACACAUCAGCAGCUUCUGCCGAGAUGGUGAUGGAAAUUAUGCAAGACAAGAAUCAAAUAAAGUUCCGCUUCCGUCUUUCCAGACCUCUAGACACUACAUUUGCAAUGAAUAGCUGGACAAGAAAGAGAAUUUGUCGAAAGUUCUGGUGUACGACAUGGGCGGUGGGACGUUCGACGUGUCCUUACUGGAAUAUGGAGUUCUCAAAUGUUACAUUCUCAACUGUUACAUGAAUUUGUACUGCAAGACUGGCAAAACGGAAAGGAGGAAGAUUGCGCCUUUUGCAUUACAAGUCUGGCGCAGAGGCAGAUUUAGACACUGUUUAGCGCUUCCGAAAUUUGUCAUGUGAAGCAGCUUGCUCAUCUGCCGGCUUAGGGUGCUUUUGCGUGACAAAUUCACCGUAACCGUUGAGAGUGUAACGCUUGAGAGUCCCAUAUGGAAAUAGAACAGGGCGUGUUCGAAGUGAAGGCCACCGCGGGCGACACGCGGCUCGGUGGCGAGGAUUUUACGCACGGGAUUUUAGACCUCUGCUUGGCCGACAUCCGGAAAAAGCACCCGCGAGAGUACGGCAACGUGGAGAAUAACGCGAGGAUGAAGCGAAGACUGUUAUGCAUUGCAAAUAUGUAGCCUGGGUCUGCCUGACACACGACAAACAUGGCAACUUGUCAUGCCAAAUCUGAAUUAUGCAAAAAUCUGUGUUGCAUCUGCAUGAUUACCAAAAGCUGUCCACUUUUGAACUAGUCGGGAGGGGGUUUCUCAUGCAGGAAAGGCAUGAGCAUGACAGAGAUCUUACAGAAUCUGUCACGCUAGGUCCUGCAUUCUAGACCUCAUUGGUCACGUAACACCUGCGUGACAACAAGUGUGCAUGUUUCCGGACCCAGACAUAUUUGCCAUUGAUAACUAUGGCAGCAGUGCGAAAACGCCAAGAAGACGCUAUCCUCUGCGCAGUCGGCGAACAUCGAGAUUGACGGGCUGUUUGACGGGGUGGACUACUCCUUUCAGUUGACCAGGAAAAGGUUCGAGUCCGAGGUCAUUGGGCGGUACGUCAAAAAAUCGUUGAACUGCGUGGAACGGGUGCUCAAGGAUGCGCAGGUUUUUUAGGUUACUAUGUGGUACAUACUUGAGUUGCUCCUCGAGCAGUGCUGUUUUGCAUACUUGUGUGGAGGUUGGCAGUACUAGAACUACACCAAUGCCGGCUGAUGUGUGCAGUCAUUGAUCAUGUUGAUGGUGCCAUGCUGAAUAACGUUAUCUAGGAGCCUAUUCUCGAUGAUAUUUUUGGUUUUUAAGAGAUCGCGCGGUCGGCGUAAGUACCUCGGAUCGCGCCACUCCAUCUUUUCUGCACACGCUGCAAAAUAACUUGAAUUUGAUGCUGCGCAAACGACACGCAAAGCAACAACUUCCAAGUAUGAAAGUUCAUUCAUUCGCAUUCCAGACCGACCGUUCAACUAUCGACGAGAUCGUUCUCAUUGGUGGGAGCACGAGGAUACCGGGUGUGCAAAAAGCGAUCUCAGACUACUUCAACGGCAAGCAACCCAAUAAAUCUAUCAACCCGGAUGAGGCUGUCGCCUACGGCGCGGCGAUCCAAGCUGCAAUCCUAUCCGGGGCGGAGGACAAAACGCAGAAGCUGAACGACUUGGUCUUGGUCGAUGUUACACCACUGUCGCUCGGGUUGGAAACCGCGGGAGGUAAGUAAGCAUUUAUUGCGAGACGUAUAAUGCACUUGAGUGGAGGUGGUCCUGGUCGCUACCUGGCGCCGCAGUUUCACAGGACAAACCAACAGAGCGCCAUAUGUUGUAGUUUUACAAAGCCGUCAAGCACGCUUAUCUUUACGAACGUAUAUUUUUUGAAGCAACUCGCUUGAUUCCCAAUUCCCAGGUGUUAUGACGAAGCUGAUCACGCGGAAUUCCACCAUCCCAACGAAGAAGGAGCAGGUUUUUUCCACCUUCCAGAACAAUCAAACGUCGGUUGACAUCGUCAUCUUUGAGGGUGAGCGCGCCAUGGCGAAGGACUGCAAUCUGCUCGGCAAGUUCCGUCUGGACGGCAUCGCGCCCGCGCCCCGUAUCAAAUACAAAUACGUCCUCUAGGUGGAGGUGGUCCUCUGGAAGUAGAGUGCAAGAAGAGUUGUGAUGCUUAGGUAUGUAUCCCGCUUGGUGGCUGGUCUCCCACUCUGAGGUGUUCAGUCUGUCAUCAACUAGCGAAGGACUUGCUCCGCUCGUUUGUCAUGGGAAGACGCACUUUGCUGGUGUCCUCCAUGAGAAGUGCUGAUAAAAUAAGUUGAGGUUCUUUCUAACCUUGCAGGGCAAGAACUUGCCAGCGUAGAACCCAGACUACCUAUUUGUACUUGAUACCCCGCGGGGUCCCGCAAAUUGCGGUGACGUUUGACCUCGAUCCCAACGGGUUGCUGAAUGUGUCCGCCGUAGACCGAGCAAGCAACAAGAAGUAUGCAUUGCAAAAGUAGAGUACUGAACUAGAGUUGUAAAUUGCAAUACAAACUUUCACCUCCAGUACAAAAAUGCAAUUUUUUGUCAGGCAAGUACUACUAGACCAGGUAGAUUGAUAUUGUCAUGCAUGACUGCAAUUACAUCAACACAACUACGAGUGCGAAGAUAGUACUUUUGCACAUGAUAAGAGGUGCCACAUCACCAUUACCAACGAGAAAGGCCGGAUGAGCAAGACGGACGUGUAUGGGAGUGUCAGGAUUGAAAUCGUCAAAGUUGAAAUAGUUUGUCAUGCACAAAAUGGAUCCCAGUUGCAACCCAGUUUCCAAGUGGCGCAUGACAAAUCUGGGCAGAUCCGAAAUCCAGUCUGUAAUGCUGUUUGGGUGAGGAAGACGCCUUUUGUCAUGCUACUUUCGCAGCUCAGUUGCUACUCCUCAAUAGGCUUACAAUCUGCCUCCCUUGCCAACUCUGCAAGACAGGCACCUUGUGGGUUGCAUUUUAUGCAUCACAAACUAUUUCAACUUCGACGAUUUCAAUCCUGACACAUCCAUAACGUGGAAAAGUCGAUUAAAGACGCGGAGAAAUACGCCAAAGAAGACGAAGAGAUCCUGAAAAAAAUCACCGCGAAGAACGAGCUGGACGGCUACAUUUGGAACUGCCAGCGCACGGUCAUGGAAAACGAGGAGGGGUUCGCGGAAGAAGACAAAGAGCUGAUCAGCAGACUAACCUCCGAAGUGGAGGUAUCGUACGAAAAAAGUGUUUCACUGUAAGGAUUUUGCAAGUUCUGCAUCACAAGUUUGUUCUACAUCACAGAGAAAUAGAUUUGCCAUGCGAGAUCCCUAAAGGAAAACAGAGCUAAAAAUCCAGUGUCUUGCAUGUGUAGCAAGACAAACACAACUUCUCAGAUACAUUUUCUGCAUUACAAGUUUACAGUGAAACAGUUUUUUCUUGCGAUAGGAGGAGUUUCUGCAGAAUGUGAACGAGAAAACGGAAGAGGAUAUCACGGCGAAGCACAAAGAAGUCGAGAAGCAAAUCAACCCCAUCAUGGUCAAGUUCCACUCCAAUCGUCAAGCGGACGGCGGAUCAGACGCCACGACCGAAGACGCAGCGUCAGCCGGCGGCGGAGAAGGGGGCUCGUCGUUUACGGAGGAGGGAUAGAGAAAGAGAUGAAAUUUUCCAAUUUUACCAGUUUUUCGGGACUUGUUCCUACUUCAGAGGGACAGUUGCUGAUGCGCUGCAAAGAAAAAAAAGUAAGUAUGGUCACACACGUAGCUCCUGUACCGAACGCAGAUUGAUGUUGAUGAAGAAGAGCCGGAUAUAAUUCGGAAGAAGUUCUUUAAAAAACCUGACGAAUUUUUCACAUAAAAAAUCCCGACAGAGGGUUGAAGGUCGUCAAUGAAU
Molecule: messenger RNA, 5333 nt
Organism: Amoebophrya sp. A120
Lineage: Eukaryota; Dinophyceae; Syndiniales; Amoebophryaceae
Source: the annotation of a GenBank genome assembly